Molecule: messenger RNA, 4911 nt
Organism: Saccoglossus kowalevskii
Lineage: Eukaryota; Metazoa; Hemichordata; Enteropneusta; Harrimaniidae
Product: neurofibromin-like
Biological process (GO): regulation of GTPase activity
Source: RefSeq, a predicted model, not a curated record
CAACCUGUAUUAGUGCUCUAUCUAAGUACGGCUAAAAUUCACGAAAUGGCUGUGCAAAAGCCGAUUGAAUGGGUGUCGUCCGUCAUUUCACGCUUCGAUGAACAGCUGCCAAUUCGGAGUGGUAUCCACUCCACUCAUACACAGCUAAAUCUGGAGCAGAACAAGGCAUGUCUUAUCAAUGUUAGUAAAUCCAAAUUUUCAUUGGUUAUCAAUGGACUGACAAACAUACUGAAGAACCUUUCAACUAUGAAAGUUCCUGGCACUGAUACAGAAAAGAAUUUACGUCAUUCACAAUUGAUUAUCUUAGAAACUCUAGAGAAAUGUUUGACUGGGCAACCGAAAGAUACUUCCAGACUGGAUGAGACUAUUUUAGUAAAGUUGUUGCUUCCUGAGAUCUGUCAGUUCCUCAACUUACCCAAUGAUUACAUGCUGGUGUUGCAAUUGAAACCAACCGCAUCAAGAGUUCUUUUUUCAUUGAGUCAGAACAACUUUAAUGCCAUUUUCAAUCGAAUAUCAGCCAGAUUAGAUGCUUUAGCCACAUAUCCAGAAGACUACUAUGACGUGAGUGAUAUAGAAUUAAUUCAACAUAUUAAUGUGGAUUGCAUUCGACUUACAAGAAUACUUAAUGAAACGGUUGUGAAAUUGAGAACGUUGAAAGUGCAGAAAACCAUGUACACUGCCCUUGCUGAAAGUCUGGAAAAGUCAAUCUGGAAUUGGAUGGGGAAUUAUCCGGAAGAGUUUACGGAACUGCAUGAGAAACCAGUAACAAAACAUGAGCUAUCUGACUGUGCUGAAAAAAUGUUUGAUUUAGUGGAUAUGUUAGCAGAACAACAUUCGUCAAAACGGAAGGUUGCCGUGUGGCCAUUACAGAUAAUGUUAUUGUUGUUAUGUCCUGACCUCCUCAAAGAAAUUGCAGCCACAUCUGAUCCACAAGCACCAGUGUCACCACGAACUCAGCGAAUGCAGAAAAAGAAACAGUUUCUGGACAAUGUGAAGAAAGCGUUAUCACCUCACGGUAGCGGCAUGUCUCGACAGUGUGAAAGUGCUGCAAUUACGUCUGUACGACUAUGUAAGGCAGCUACUUACACCAGUAAACGAGAAAACUCCAUGCUGUGUCUACUUGUUAAAUCUAUUCUGGGUGAGCUUCAGGCUCUUCUUUUUACCCCAUCAAGACCAUUUUCAAGAGGAAACAACUUAACUGCUGAUGUGGAUCUCAUGACGGACUGUGCAGUAGCUUUAUUUCGUUUUAAUCCAAACAACACGCUUCAUUUUAGUACUUGUUUAUCUCUGAAUUCACCGGCACAGUUUCAUUUGGUGCUUGUCCAUGCUUUCCACCAGAUUAUAACAAAGUCAACAUUACCGUGGUGGCCAAAAAUCAACUUAAUAUACGAUAGAAUUUCUUCGGACCUUAGGAAUUUAUUUUCUGACACGAUUAAUAGAGUGAGCCAAUCAAGUAGUCAGAUGCCUUUAAGGCAGUCACAGUCAUUGAAAGAUAAAGUUGGUCUGAAGUUUAAAGACAAGACACCGGAAGACACGCCCAGCUACCGUUAUCUUCUGUUGUAUAUUGUCAAGCUUGUACAUGCUGAUCCGAUGCUUAUGUUAUAUAAUCCUGGUCGUGCUGGGCAUGAAAUUCAAAAGAACACACUGGAGCUAAUCACAGGGUUGGUGAAUUUAGCGUGUCAGUACAGUAUAAUGCCGGGUGUGGCACAAGAAGCAAUGGUGGCAUUGUUAUGUCUUCACCAAGCUGAUAAUGUAGAGUUGUGGAAUCCAGAAGCACCCAUUGCUACAUUCUGGGAUGUCAGUUCCCAAGUAUUAUUCUCCAUCUCAGAAAAACUAAUACACCAUCAGAUAGUAAAUAGUACAGAAAUGCUAAAGUGGUUGAAGGAGAUACUCUCGCAUCGGAACCGGUUUCUGAAAAAAUACAAAGACCAUCACACCAUAGGCAGUAACAUACCUAUAGCAAGGCAGGCUCAGAACAAACUGGAAGUGGUGUUUUUUAAUUAUCUUUGGAGUUAUGAUAUGGAAGCAGUUUUGACCGCUAUGUCAUGUUUUGGUUUGUUAUGCGAGGAAGCGGAGAUUCGAUGUGGCGUGGACGAUUUAUCAACUUACCAAGUUGUUCCCAAUUAUACUAUCUAUAAAGAGAUUGCCGCAGCCAGUAAUAUGGUGACUACGGGGAGACGAGCACUGCAGAAUAAAAUCUGGGCAUUAUUGCGUAGGAUAGAACAUUCCACUUCUGGCAAUGUAUUGGUGAUUGUAACAGAGUCAAAUACAAUGUUUAUUGAAAAUGUUAUUUUGAUGUUGAAAAAAGUUUCAGAAAAUAAAACUGAAGAAGCAGCUGAACAUUUUGGUAUGGUCAGCAUAGAAGCUUUGAUGUUAGCUUUGGUCAGAAAUGUACGGCAUUUGGAUUCCAGUGUCAGUAGUUUACACGCUAUACAGAUUAAAAAGAACUUGUGUCAGCUGGUUAAAACUAUGAUGGGUCGAAGAGAUGAUUUGUGUUUUCGCCAAGAGAUGAAAUUCCGAAACAAACUAGUUGAGUAUUUGACUGACUGGAUCCUGGGAACGUCCAAUCAGAUGUCCGCAGAUGAUGUAAGGUCAAUGACAAGGGAACUAGAUCUUGCCAGUAUGGAGGCUGUUGUAUCGUUGUUAGAAGGGCUACCAUUACAACCAGAAGAAGGAGAUGGAGGAGAUAUCAUGGAGGAAAAGUCUCAACUUUUUCUCAAGUAUUUUACAUUGUUUAUGAAUUUGCUGAAUGACUGCAGUGAAUGUGAAGAUGAUAAACAAGGAGAAGGUAGAAAGCGAAGUAAUACAAACAGUCUUACAUCAUUACGAAAUUGUACGGUGCAGGCAAUGUCUAAUCUACUCAGUGCUAAUAUCGAUAGUGGACUAAUGCAUUCCAUUGGUUUGGGAUACCACAAAGAUCUACAGACGAGAGCAACGUUCAUGGAGGUGCUGACAAAGAUUCUUCAACAGGGUACAGAGUUUGAUACUUUAGCCGAGACAGUUCUUAAUGAUAGAUUUGAGAGAUUGGUUGAAUUGGUGACCAUGAUGGGAGAUAGGGGAGAGUUGCCUAUAGCUAUGGCGCUAGCGAGUGUGGUGCCGUCGUCACAAAUGGAUGAACUAGCCAGGGUAUUUGUAACUUUGUUUGAUGCUAAACAUCUACUCUAUCAACUACUUUGGAACAUGUUUUCAAAAGAGGUGGAAGUUGCAGACUGCAUGCAGACGUUGUUUCGGGGUAACAGUUUAGCCAGUAAAAUCAUGGCAUUCUGUUUUAAAGUUUAUGGUUCCAGUUAUUUACACACACUGUUGGAACCUUUGGUUAAAGAAAUGCUGACUCCUGAACGACAAAAUAUCAGCUAUGAAGUGGACCCCACUCGAUUGGAACCCGGUGAAGUAAUAGAAGAAAAUAGAAGCAAUCUGAUGACCUUGACAAAAAGAUUCUUCACCGCUAUAAUAUCUUCCGCUGAUGAAUUCCCACCUCAGUUACGAAGUGUAUGCCAUUGUCUGUACCAGGUAGUAAGUCAGAGAUUUCCCCAGCAUAGCAUCGGUGCUGUUGGUAGUGCUGUCUUUUUACGAUUCAUCAAUCCAGCUUUAGUUUCACCAGUAGAGUAUGGCAUAUUGGAACAACAACCACCAAAUAGAGUGAAACGUGGACUCAUGCUAAUGUCUAAGAUUAUGCAGAGUAUAGCCAACCACGUACCAUUCACUAAACAGCAACAUAUGUUAAUUUUUAAUGAUUUCUUGAAGAAUAAUUUUGAUUCAGGAAGAAAAUUUUUUCAGGAAAUUGCCUCAGACUGCCAAACAAUUGACAGUAAUAACCACAGUCUUUCAAUCCACUGUGAUGCUAAUGUUCUUGCGUUGCAUCGUCUACUUUGGAACAAUCAAGAGAAAAUAGGAGGUUAUCUCUCAAGUAGUAGAGAUCAUAGAGCAGUAGGUCGACGACCCUUUGACAAGAUGGCUACCUUAUUAGCGUAUUUAGGCCCACCAGAACAUUCCAGAAUUAAUGCAGAUACUCAAUGGAGCAGUAUGAACAUGACCAGUACAAAAUUUGAGGAGUUCAUGACAAAACACAAUGCACACGAAAAGGAAGAAUUUAAACAAAUUCAACAACUUAAUAUUUUCUACCAAGCCCAUACUUCAAAAUCGUCCAAUCCUGUCUUUUAUUACAUUGCUCGGAGAUACAAAUGUGGUCAAAUAAACGGUGAUCUGUUGAUGUAUCAUGUUUUAUUAACUUUAAAACCCUAUUACACAAAACCCUUUGAACUGGUCUUGGAUUUCACACAUGUUGGUGUUGAUAAUCGAUUCAAGACUGACUUCCUGUCUAAGUGGUUCAUGGUGUUUCCCACCUUUGCCUUUCAUAAUGUUUUUGCUGCAUAUAUUUACAAUUGUAAUACUUGGUUAAGGGAGUAUACAAAGUACCAUGAAAUAAUCUUACUCUGCUUAAAGGGUAAUCGUAAAUUAGUCUUUAUAGAUCAACCUAAUAAACUGAAUGAAUAUAUAGAUGUUGAUUCUCAGGCACUUCCUGGUGCCACACUUUCUAUUGAUGAAGAUAUAAAGAGUUUUAAUAAUGCACUUAAACUGUCUCAUAGAGAUACUAAAGUGGCUAUUAAGCUUGGUACAAGUGCAUUACAAAUAACUGCCACAGAGAAAAGUAAAGUACUAGGCCAAUCUGUUUUAUUAAAUGAUGUUUAUUACGCAUCAGAAAUUGAAGAGGUUUGCUUGGUAGAUGAUAAUCAGUUUACAUUAACCAUUGCCAAUGCGCCAAUGCCAUUGUCUUUCAUUCAUAACGACUGUGAUGCCAUUGUACAGCAGAUUGUUCAUAUACGAGCACGCUGGGAACUUUCACAACCGGAUUCAGUUCAAGUUCAUCCCAAAAUCAGACCUAAAGAUGUUCCUGGUACAUUACUAAAUAUG